AGUCACAGAUCGCUUCGACUGCUUGAGAGAAAUGGCUGAGGCCAGUGUCGGUAACAGGGAUAUUUUGGAGUGUCCUAUUUGUUUGGGUCUUCUGAAUGAUCCGGUGACUCUUACCUGUGGACACAGCUACUGUUUGCGCUGUAUUGAGGACUGCUGGGAUAAGGGGGACCGAAAGGGCGUUUACAGCUGCCCUGAGUGCCGGCAGACUUUUGCUCAACGACCCGUUUUAAACAAGAAUAUUAUACUUGCUGAGCUUGCGGAUCAAAAGAAGAGCAGAAUAGAACCUGCAGCUCCUGUUGAAUGUGCUGCUGGACCUGGAGAUGUGGCAUGUGAUGUCUGCACUGGGAGAAAACUCAAAGCUGUUAAAUCCUGUCUGGAAUGUUUUGUGUCGUACUGUGACAGUCACCUAAAAGCUCACAAUGAACUUUUGGGUAGAAAACACACCGUGAUCGAUGCCACAGGCCAGCUACAAGAAAGGAUCUGCCAUAGUCACAAAAAAGUUCUUGAAAUAUUCUGUCGCACCGACCAGAGUUGUAUCUGCUAUCUGUGUAUGGUGGAGGAUCAUAAAGGCCACGACACAACCACAGCUAAGGCAGAGUGGAGUCAUAAAAAGGAGGGUUUGGGGCAGAGCCAGAGGAGAUGCCAGCAGAUAAUCCAGUUGAAGGAGAAGGAGCUGCAGGAGCUGAGGAAGGCUGUGGAGACUCUCAAGUCUGGUGCACAGACAGCUGUGGAGGAGAGUGAGAGGAUGUUUGCUGAGAUGAUCCGCUCCAUUGAGAGAAGGCGCUCUGAGGUGACAGAGCUGAUCAGAGCUCAGGAGAAGGCUGAGGUGAAUCGGGCUGAAGGACUCCUGAAGCGACUGGAGCAGGAGAUUGCUGAGCUGAAGAGGACAGAUGCUGAGAUGAAACAGAUUUCACUGACUCAGGAUCCCAUCCAUUUCCUGAAGAAAAUGCCGAAGAAAGAGGGGGGCUCCUCGACCACGGCUAGCCACCGUGCUAUCCCGACACCAAGUCAAACUAUCGGUCAAGGGGACGAUAUAAGCAAGCUAAUGGAAGCCAUCACCAACUCCGAGAAAAAGGUAUUGGCCAGGAUCGACACGAUGGACAAAAAAGUUGACUCAAAAUAUCAAGAGCUGCACAAAAUCAUUGACUCUCUAUCAGCGGACUUAAAAGGUAAUAUCUCAGCAGUUCGUGAUGAAGUUUUGGCUGAGAUCAACACUGUGCAAUCAGCCUGCGCUGCUCACGAAGCACAGCUGACUAGCUUGGAAGAAGCUAACAAUGAGUACUCUGACAGAGUGGUGGAUGUAGAAGCGCAACUAGCCAAACUAAAUGACGAAGUGUCCAAAUUAAGCCAAAAGGUCGAAGACCUCGAAGGCAGACAGCGCCGAGACAACAUUCGCAUUCUGGGGGUCAAAGAAACUUUUCAGCUGGGUCCUCGUCCUACGCAGACCGUGGCCAAACUACGUCAAGACUGCCUGAAGUUGGAUGCUGUGCCAACGCUGGAUAGGGCGCAUCGCAGUCUACAACCUGAACCGGGGAAAGGAAACACUCGCCCACGCCCAAAGCUGCAGUGGCCACGAGCUAUUAUCGUCAAAUUCCACUACCACCAGGAGAAGCAGGAAGUGCUACAAAAAGAGGCAGCUACGACAUCUCUCGAGUUUGAUGGACAGAAGAUGAUCUUCCCGGAUCUACCGCAGGCUGUGGUUAAACGGAGGGCUGCGUUUAAAGACACUAAAGAACUUUUACGUCCCCACCACCCUCGCGUCCGUUUCGGGAUGGUUUACCCUGCUAAGCUGAGGAUCACUUCUCCACUUGGAGAAGAGAUUUUUGCCUGCCCGAACGCGGCCAUGGACUACACAUUGGCGAACUUCUCCCAAAUUCCACAAAAUGAGGCGGGCCAGGCUCUUGUUGCUGAACCAGUGACCAGAGGGGACUUUUUACAGUAUUCCUGUCACUUCACUCUGGAUCCAAACACAGCACACACGUACCUCCAUCUGUCUGAGGGGAACAGGAGGGUGGAGAGGAGACCUGAGGCCCAGUCAUAUCCUGAUCAUCCAGACAGAUUUGAUGAAUGGAGGCAGGUGCUGUGUAGAGAGGGUGUGUCUGCACGCUGCUACUGGGAGGUUGAGUGGAGUGGUAGAAGAGUUGAUAUAGCAGUGUCAUAUAAAAGCAUCAGCAGGAAAGGAUCUGGUCUUGAGUGUGUGUUUGGAAGUAAUGAUCAGUCCUGGAUGCUGCUCCUUACCAGCUCCAGCUCCUCUUUCUAUCACAAUAAGCAACAGACUAAACUCCCUCUAGUGGCCAGCUCCAGAAUAGGAGUGUAUGUGGAUCACAGGGCAGGAACUCUGGCCUUCUACAGCAUCAGGGGAGACACAAUGACCCUCCUGCACAGAGUCAAUACCACAUUCACACACACUCUGUACCCUGGGCUUGGGUUAUUUCACACAUUAUUAUCAUCAUCAUCAUCAUCAUCAUCAGUCAAGUUGUUGUGA
This is a messenger RNA of Engraulis encrasicolus (European anchovy), 2485 nucleotides long. RefSeq names its product tripartite motif-containing protein 16-like. Gene Ontology annotation, molecular function: zinc ion binding; protein binding. Lineage: Eukaryota; Metazoa; Chordata; Actinopteri; Clupeiformes; Engraulidae. The transcript has 6 exons. The coding region runs from base 32 to 2485 and encodes 817 amino acids. The record is from RefSeq and is a predicted model, not a curated record.